Messenger RNA from Lontra canadensis (Northern American river otter), 2392 nucleotides. It is a transcript of the gene KRT77, whose product is annotated as keratin 77. Gene Ontology annotation, cellular component: keratin filament. NCBI's taxonomy places the organism in Eukaryota, Metazoa, Chordata, Mammalia, Carnivora, Mustelidae. The coding region runs from base 112 to 1893 and encodes 593 amino acids. The record is from RefSeq and is a predicted model, not a curated record. Gene Ontology annotation, molecular function: structural constituent of skin epidermis. Gene Ontology annotation, biological process: keratinization; intermediate filament organization. The transcript is spliced from 9 exons.
GACUAAGCCAGCUCUCUUGUCAAAGGAGUCAUAGCUCUUUUCCUCCUGGGUCUCUGCCUCCUUCCAGCCGGGACUUUUCUUUUGGCUGCUUCUCUGGAUGUUCUAGUAACCAUGAGCCACCAAUUUAGCUCUCAGUCAGCAUUUAGCUCCAGGAGCAGGCGGUUCUAUAGCACAGGCUCUUCUUCAGGCUCUGGCGGUGGGAGUCGGGCUGUGGGGUCUGUGUGUCAGGUCCGAGGCAGGUGUGGUGGUGGUGGCGGUGGCGGGUAUGGGAGCCAUGCCAGGGGGUUUGGUUCUAGGAGCCUCUACAACCUGGGAGGCAGUAAAAGCAUCUCUAUUAGCUUAGUGGGAAGAAGUGCCAGUGGUUUCUGCCAGGGUGGGGGCGCAGGAGGGAGAUUUGGAGGAGGGGGCAGAAGUUUUGGGGGAGGUGCCUUUGGAGGUGGUGGCUUUGGGGGUGGUGGCUUUGGAGGUGGUGGCUAUGGAGGAAGUGGUUUGGGGGGUAGCAAUUUUGGGCUUGGGGGCUUUGGUCCUUCCUGUCCCCCAGGGGGCAUCCAAGAGGUGACUAUUAACCAGAGCCUCCUUCAGCCACUUCACUUGGAGGUGGACCCUGAAAUUCAGAGAGUCAAGACCCAGGAGAGGGAGCAGAUUAUGGUCCUCAACAACAAGUUUGCUUCCUUCAUUGACAAGGUGCGAUUCCUGGAGCAGCAGAAUCAGGUGCUGCAAACGAAGUGGGAGCUGCUGCAGCAGGUAAACACCUCUACUCGGACCAAUAACCUGGAGCCCAUCUUGGAGAACUACAUCAGUGAGCUUCGGAGGCAGGUGGAUUUCCUCAACGCCGAGCAGAUGCGCCAGAACAGUGAAGUUAAGAACAUGCAGGAUGUCAUGGAGGACUACAAGAACAAAUACGAGGAAGAGAUCAACCGGAGGGCCAACACUGAAAAUGACUUUGUCGUCCUGAAGAAGGAUGUGGAUGCUGCUUACAUGAGCAAGGUAGACCUGGAGUCCAAGGUGAAUGUCCUCUUUGGAGAGAUCAGUUUCCUGAAGUAUUUAUUUGAAAUGGAGCUGUCCCAGAUGCAAACCCAUAUCAGCGACACCAAUGUCAUCUUGUCUAUGGACAAUAACCGCUUCCUGGACCUGGAUAGCAUCAUCGAUGCAGUGAGGACCCAGUAUGAGCUAAUUGCACAGAAGAGCAAGGAUGAGGCUGAGGCGCUGUACCAGACCAAGUACCAGGAGCUCCAGAUCUCAGCGGGAAGACAGGGAGACGAGCUGAAGAACAGCAAGAUGGAGAUCACUGAGCUCAACCGCACCAUCCAGAGGCUACAGGCAGAGAUCGGCAAUGUCAAGAAACAGAUUGAGCAGAUGCAUGUGGCCAUUUCGGAUGCAGAGGAGAGAGGAGAGCAGGCCCUUCAGGAUGCACGGCAGAAACUUGGGGACCUGGAGGACGCCCUGCAGCAGUCCAAGGAGGAGCUGGCGCGGCUACUGCGUGACUACCAGGCGCUGCUGGGGGCCAAGCUGUCCCUGGACGUGGAGAUCGCCACCUACCGCAAGCUGCUGGAGGGCGAGGAGAGCAGGAUGUCUGGGGAGCUGCAGAGCCAUGUGAGCAUCUCUGUGCAGAGCAGCCAGACGACCGUCAGCGGCGGGGGCGGCGGGGGCGGCAGCAGCCGUGGCUCUGGAGGCUCCGGCGGCGGCGGCUCCCGUGGGAGCGGAGGCAGCUACGGCGGGGGCUCCCGAGGGGUCAGCGGAGGUGGUUACGCGGGUGGCGGCGGCGGCGGGAGCUACGGCGGAAGCAGCCGGAGCAGCAGCAAGUACGCGGGCAGAGGCGGCGGCGGCGGCUCCUCCCGCGUGCAGAUCAUCCAGACCUCCACCAACACCUCCCACAAGCGGAUCCUGGAGUAGAGGGAGGCUCACACACACCCGCGCCCGCAAGGCGCUAUCCUGUCCCCUCCCCCGCGCCCUUCCUGAACCCUUCUCACUUACCUUUCUCUCCUGGGUCUCAGCAGCUUUGCUAACACAUUCCACGGUAGCGGGAGAAGCAGGUGGAUAACCCCAAAUUGCAGAUCUGGCUUUGGAGGGCGCUGGUUGGCGGUCAGAAUCACAGCCAGACGGCUCUCCGCUCAGACUCCACUCAGCUGGCCCUGCUCCUGCCCCUGGGGACACCCAGGGCCCCAGUUUAGCACUGGAGAAAGAGAGCCUGUAGACUAUCCACCAAGCGGAUGAUGGAGAGUUAAUGUCAAGGAUAUCAGGUUUCCUGCAUCUUUCCUGCACCUGGGAUGCCCUGUGAACAGUAAUCCAUCCCUUAGGGGACCUGCAGAAUGAGGACUUUGGGCCAGUAGCUUGGCAAGAGGAACCUCUGUGCCACGGACCCAUUCCUGUCCAUUGGUCUGUUAGCCUCAUA